Molecule: messenger RNA, 2726 nt
Organism: Diospyros lotus (date-plum)
Lineage: Eukaryota; Viridiplantae; Streptophyta; Magnoliopsida; Ericales; Ebenaceae
Product: O-fucosyltransferase 27
Exons: 10
Coding region: 131-2212 (693 amino acids)
Cellular component (GO): cytoplasm; Golgi apparatus
Source: RefSeq, a predicted model, not a curated record
UCGGCCCCUCUUCUGCCUUGACUUUCACUGACCUGUCUCUUGCCUUCUCUGCUUCUUCCAUAGAAGCAUUUCACAGAGAGAGAGAGAGAGAGAGAGGGAGAGAGAACUGGCUUGUGGGUUGAUUUUCAGAAUGAAAGGGGAAGGGAAGAUGCUUUUCAAGUCUAGGAUGAAAUGGGUUGGACUGGUGGGGCUUGUUCUCUCCGUUUUCUCUCUUUUCACCCACUUUCUCCUCGCCAGAUACACGGAGAGGGAUGCUUCCGAAUACCAGGCUUCAAUCACGAUCUUCUCCUGGAGACCCGUCUUUGAGAAUGCAGAUCUUUCUAUAACUAGUCCACUAUACAGAAGACUUUGGGGUCCGGUUAGACAGCUUGAACCUUUAUAUCCAUAUGCAAAUCCAAGAGGAAACUACGCAGUUCUAACAGCUCCUGCUUUGCAAACAAAUGGAUUUAUUUUUGCAAGGAUAAGAGGAGGUUUUCAUGAGAUCAGAAAUUCGAUAUGUGAUGUUGUUGUGGUUUCCCGACUUCUCAAUGCUACCUUGGUCAUUCCUGAGAUUCUAUCAACCACAAGCAGCAAGGGAAUUAGCUCUGAAUUUAAGAGUUUUCCCUACCUCUAUAAUGAAGACGAGUUCGUUGCAGCAUUAGCAAAAGAUGUCAGAAUUGUGAAAAGCCUCCCCAAAAACCUGAAAGGGGCAAGGAGAAAAAAAGAAAUUCCAAUGUUUAAAGUGUCUUACUCAACUUCACCAAAUUUUUAUCUGCAACGUGUUCUUCCUGUACUGAACAGGCACUCAGUGGUUGAAUUAGUUGUUUCUGAUGGUGGAUGCUUGCAGGCUGUUCUUCCUCCUCAUCUUGAAGAGUUCCAAAGGCUGAGAUGUAGGGUUGCUUUUCAUGCCUUGAGGUUCAGGCAGGAGGUACAGGAUCUUGCUACAAGGAUAUUAAAUAGGUUAAGAGCACCCGGACGGCCAUUUAUAGCUUACGAACCAGGGAUGACUAGAGAUGCAUUAGCAUAUUAUGGCUGUGCUGAGCUUUUUCAGCAUUUACUAUGUAUUUUGUCUUCAAACUCUUCCAAGGAUGUACAUACUGAACUCAUUCAGCACAGACGAUCAUGGAUGAUAAAACGUGGGAUUGUCAAGGGCAAUCUUUCUGUGAAUUCAGCAGAGCAACGCCUUAAUGGUUUGUGUCCACUUAUGCCAGAAGAGGUUGGCAUUCUUCUUCGUGCAUAUGGUUACUCCUGGGACACAAUUAUUUACAUCUCUGGGGGAGAGGUCUUUGGCGGACAGAAAAAGUUAAUUCCUCUUCAUGGGAUGUUUGAAAAUGUUGUGGACAGGACGACUCUAAGCACUUCAUGGGAACUCAGUAGAAUAUAUGGUCAUGAGGCAAACCUUAUUGACAAAUAUCCAAGGACUCCAUCUUUUGCUCAGGAAGAAAUGAAACUCGGAGCAUGGAAAAAUUCUCGUCCUCGUCCUCGUCCACUUCCACCACCCCCAGCACGACCGAAGUAUUAUAACAUUGAAGGUUGGUGGGGCUGGGUUGCUGAGAGUGACAAUGAGCCUGAGACUACUGUUGAAGAGUUGAGGAUGAAUGCUCAUAAAUUACUAUGGGAGGCAAUUGACUAUACAAUAUGUGUUGAAGCUGAUGCAUUCAUUCCUGGAUUUGAUAGUGAUGGCAAGGGGCGCCCAAAUUUUGCAAGUUUGGUUAUGGGGCACAGGCUCUAUGAAUCUGCUGCAUCAAAAACGUACAGACCAGACAGAAGAGAAGUUACCAAGCUUUUAGAAGAAAUUCGCGACCACUUGUAUCAAGCCAACCGCACUUGGAUAACAUCCGUGCGCAGGCAUCUGAGAAUAUCCUUACUAAAGGGACUUAAAAAUGAAUCCACACGAUCGAAGCCACUGUCUUUCCUAUCUCACCCGCUCCCAGAGUGCUGUUGCUGGAGCCAUAAGGAAACUCCAGUUCGUGCUUCAAGUCCUUCAACUGAAUCACAGGUUCGAGGUGCUCUUGGAGUUCAACAUCGUUGCCCUGCUUGGAUGGAUAGUAAUACAAUAUCACAAUCAAAGGAUAGCGAAAGAGAAAGAGAGGAGAAUCUAGACGAGGAGGAUCCUGCGUCAUCUGGAAUUUUCUUUCGGCAUAGUGAUAGAAAUCAUGGAGGUGGAGAAAUAAACAUCAAAGAAGAAGCUCAAAUAGAGGAUCAAGAAGAAUUGGAGGGUGCAGAAAGAUGAAGCAGCCUUGCUUAUGGCUAUGAUGUACAUACUAAUUUGUUGAUUUAGGAAAGUUAAUGAUUUAUGAAUGAAUGCCCUAGGCUUAGGUCGACUUUGAAUGGUUUUUUAAGAACCAGACCAGGCCAAGGACUAAGGAGUGGAAGCAAGGAAUUUCAAUGAGGUGGUGGAUCAACGUUCUAAAUUAUGGCUUGAUAUCUCUGUCGUGCUGCUGCUGGCCCUUUAUGCAUACAUGCAUGGCGAGCUUCCAUCCAACAAAGAGGUAAAAUGAACUUCAGCCUUCAGGACCUCUUCCCCGGAUUUUGCUUUUGAUUGUUCUGUAAGGUUAAGAACACACUAUGGUAGCUAAGCCUCUUGCUUUUCUCAUUGUUGAGUUGGGUGCCGAAGCGGGGUGGAAAUGAGUUUUAGAACUUGCACGCAUUCGUGUUCAAGUGUUAUAUUUCAAUCUUCAGUUAGUUUAUGUAUUUACAAUCUUUGCUUCUAUCAAUAAAAACAAAAUUACUUGUUUGUUUUUGUA